UGCUGAGCGAGAGGGACGGAGCGAAGGAGCGAGCGGAGCGGCCGUCGCCCGAGCGGAGCCGCGCAGCCAGCCCGCCCGCCGUCCGCCAGCCCGCGCUCCAGUCCGCCGUGUCUAGCAGCGGGGCCCAGCAUGGUCAUGGCGGAUGGCCCGAGGCACUUGCAGCGCGGGCCGGUCCGGGUGGGGUUCUACGAGAUCGAGGGCACGCUGGGCAAGGGCAACUUCGCCGUGGUGAAGCUGGGGCGACACCGGAUCACCAGGACGGAGGUGGCGAUAAAAAUAAUAGAUAAAUCUCAGCUGGAUGCAGUGAACCUUGAGAAAAUCUACCGAGAAGUACAAAUAAUGAAAAUGUUAGACCACCCUCACAUAAUCAAACUUUAUCAGGUAAUGGAGACCAAAAGCAUGUUGUACCUCGUGACAGAAUAUGCCAAAAAUGGAGAAAUUUUUGACUACCUUGCUAAUCAUGGCCGGUUAAAUGAGUCUGAGGCCAGGCGCAAAUUCUGGCAAAUCCUGUCUGCUGUUGAUUACUGUCACGGCCGGAAGAUUGUGCACCGUGACCUCAAGGCUGAAAAUCUCCUGCUGGAUAACAACAUGAAUAUCAAAAUAGCAGAUUUCGGUUUUGGAAAUUUCUUUAAAAGUGGUGAACUGCUGGCAACGUGGUGUGGCAGCCCCCCUUAUGCAGCCCCAGAAGUCUUCGAAGGGCAGCAGUAUGAAGGACCACAGCUGGAUAUUUGGAGCAUGGGAGUUGUUCUUUAUGUCCUCGUCUGUGGAGCGCUACCUUUUGAUGGACCCACUCUUCCAAUUUUGAGGCAGAGAGUUUUAGAAGGAAGAUUCCGGAUCCCAUAUUUCAUGUCAGAAGAUUGUGAGCACCUUAUUCGAAGGAUGUUGGUCCUAGACCCGUCCAAACGGCUAACCAUAGCUCAAAUCAAGGAGCAUAAGUGGAUGCUCGUAGAAGUUCCUGUGCAGAGACCCGUUCUCUACCCACAAGGGCAGGAGAAUGAGCCGUCCAUCGGGGAGUUUAACGAACAGGUUCUGCGACUGAUGCACGGCCUUGGCAUAGACCAACAGAAAACCAUCGAGGCUUUGCAGAACAAGAGCUAUAACCACUUUGCUGCCAUUUAUUACUUGCUGGUGGAGCGCCUGAAAUCACACAGGAGCAGUUUUCCUGUGGAGCAGAGACUCGAUGCCCGCCAGCGUCGGCCUAGCACCAUCGCCGAACAAACAGUUGCCAAGGCACAAACUGUGGGGCUCCCAGUGACUGUGCAUUCCCCGAACGUGCGAGUGAUGCGAUCUGCCCUCCUCCCGCAGGCAUCCAAUGUGGACGCCUUCCCGUUUCCAGCACCCGGCUGUCAGGCAGAAGCAGCGUUCAUGGAGGAAGAGUGUGUCGACACUCCAAAGGUAAAUGGCUGUCUCCUGGACCCUGUGCCUCCCGUCCUGGCGAGGAAGGGGUGCCAGUCACUGCCCAGCAACAUGAUGGAGACCUCCAUUGAUGAAGGGCUGGAGACCGAAGGAGAGGCCGAGGAAGACCCCAGUCAGGCCUUCGACGCCUUCCAGUCCACACGCAGCGGGCAGCGACGGCACACUCUGUCAGAAGUGAGCAAUCAGCUGGUCGUGAUGCCUGGUUCAGGGAAAAUUUUCUCCAUGAGUGACAACCCCUCCCUCGACAGCGUGGACUCUGAGUGUGAUAUGGGGUCUGUUCAGAGGGACCUACACUUUCUCGAGGACAACCCUUCCCUUAAGGACAUCAUGUUAGCCAAUCAGCCCUCGCCCCGCAUGGCGUCCCCCUUCGUGAGCCUGAGGCCUGCCAACCCCGCCAUGCAGGUUCUGAGCUCCCAGAAACGAGAGGCCCACAACAGGUCUCCAGUGAGCUUCCGAGAGGGCCGCCGGGCGUCAGACACCUCCCUCACCCAAGGGAUUGUAGCAUUUAGACAACAUCUUCAGAAUCUGGCUAGAACCAAAGGAAUCCUAGAGCUGAACAAAGUGCAGUUGUUAUAUGAGCAAAUAGGGUCAGAGGCAGACCCUACCCUGGCAUCACCUGCUCCUCAGCUCCAAGACCUGGGCAGCAGUUGCCCUCAGGAGGAAGCUCCUGCUCCGCAGAAGAGCGCGUCUCCCCUCCCCGGCAGCGGCGGGGCGCACCCGCAGCUCUCCCAGCGGCACAGCCUGGAAGCCCAGUACCUGCAGCACAGACUCCAGAAGCCCAGCCUUCUGUCAAAAGCCCAGAACACCUGUCAGCUUUAUUGUAAAGAACCACCACGGAGCCUUGAACAGCAGCUGCAAGAACACAGACUCCAACAGAAGCGGCUCUUCCUCCAGAAGCAGUCUCAGCUGCAGGCAUAUUUUAAUCAGAUGCAGAUAGCAGAGAGCGCGUACCCACAGCCCCUUCCCCACCAGGAGGCACCGCCGCCACCCCAGCAGCCGCCACCCUUCAGCCUGACCCAGCCCCUGAGCCCUGUCCUGGAGCCUGCUUCUGAGCACAUGCAGUUCAGCCCUUUCCUCCGCCAGUACCCAGAGAUGCGGCUGCCGCCGCUGCCCGCCUCACCAGGUCCCCGGGCUGCCCCUCCGCCGCCGCCGCCGCCUCCACCACCGCAGCAGGCGGGGGCCGCACCAGCACCCCUACAGUUCUCCUACCAGACUUGCGAGCUGCCGGGCACGGCCUCCCCCGAGCCAGACCACCCCGCUCCCUGUCCCUACCCCGGGGACGGAGCCCAGCAGGGCGGCAUGGCGGCCCCAGACUGUCCCAGGAGCUCAGGACUGCAGGAGACCCCCUCCAGCUACGACCCUCUAGCGCUCUCGGAGUUCCCUGGGCUCUUUGAUUGUGAGAUGCUGGAAGCCGUGGACCCACAGCACAGUGGCUACGUCCUGGUCAACUAA
This is a messenger RNA of Hippopotamus amphibius kiboko, 2868 nucleotides long. RefSeq names its product salt inducible kinase 2 (gene SIK2). The coding region runs from base 130 to 2868 and encodes 912 amino acids. The transcript has 15 exons. The record is from RefSeq and is a predicted model, not a curated record. Gene Ontology annotation, biological process: microtubule cytoskeleton organization; intracellular signal transduction; protein phosphorylation. Lineage: Eukaryota; Metazoa; Chordata; Mammalia; Artiodactyla; Hippopotamidae. Gene Ontology annotation, cellular component: cytoplasm. Gene Ontology annotation, molecular function: protein serine/threonine kinase activity; ATP binding; tau-protein kinase activity.